This is a messenger RNA of Chinchilla lanigera (long-tailed chinchilla), 3003 nucleotides long. RefSeq names its product delta/notch-like EGF repeat containing (gene Dner). The record is from RefSeq and is a predicted model, not a curated record. Gene Ontology annotation, biological process: Notch signaling pathway. NCBI's taxonomy places the organism in Eukaryota, Metazoa, Chordata, Mammalia, Rodentia, Chinchillidae. Gene Ontology annotation, molecular function: calcium ion binding; Notch binding.
CUGCCCGCCCCAGGACCGUGCGCCGCGCAGCCCUGCCGGAACGGGGGCGUGUGCACCCCGCACCCGCUGCCGGGGCAGGAGCAACCGGCCUCCGCCGGCGAGCCCGGUUACAACUGCACCUGUCCCGCUGGGGUCUCGGGCAGCGACUGCCAGCUUGUUGCAGAUCCUUGUGCCAGCAACCCUUGUCACCAUGGCAACUGCAGCAGCAGCGAUGGCUAUGGCUACCUUUGCAUCUGCACUGAGGGCUAUACAGGUCCCAACUGUGAACAGCCACUUCCCGGGCUCCCCGCCUCAGGCUGGACCGAGUCCACGCAGCUUCAGCCUGUCCCCCCGACCCAGGAGCCUGAUGUGAUGUUGCCCCGCUCUCAGGCAACUGUGACCCUGCCAACCUGGCAGCCGAAAACAGGGCAGAAAGUCAUAGAAAUGAAAUGGGACCAAGUGGAGGUGAUCCCAGAUAUUGCCUGUGGGAAUGCCAGUUCUAAUAGCUCUGCGGGUGGCCGCCUGGUGUCCUUUGAAGUGCCACAGAACACCUCAGUAAAGAUUCGGCAAGAUGCCACCAUGUCGCUGAUCCUGCUGUGGAAGGUCACGGCCACGGGGUUUCAACAGUGCUCCCUCAUAGACGGACGGAGCGUGACGCCCCUGCAGGCUCCGGGGGGCCUGGUCCUCCUGGAGGAGAUGCUGUCCUUGGGACAAAAUCACUUCAUCGGUUUUGUGAAUGAUUCUGUGACUAAAUCUAUCGUGGCUUUGCGUUUAACUCUGGUGGUGAAGGCCAGCAACUGUGUGCCGGGGGAUGGCCAUGCAAAUGACUUGGAGUGUUCAGGAAAAGGAAAGUGUACCACAAAGCCAUCAGAGGCAACUUUUUCCUGCACCUGUGAGGACCAGUACAUUGGUACUUUCUGUGAAGAAUUCGAUGCCUGCCACAAGAAACCGUGCAAGAACGAGGCAAGCUGUAUUGAUGCAAAUGAAAAGCAGGAGGGGAGCAAUUUCACUUGCCUUUGCCUUCCUGGUUACACUGGAGACCUUUGCCAAUCCAAGAUCGACUACUGUAUCCUAGACCCAUGCCGAAACGGAGCCACUUGUAUUUCUAGUCUCAGUGGAUUCACCUGCCAGUGUCCAGAAGGAUACUUCGGAUCUGCUUGUGAAGAGAAGGUAGAUCCCUGUGCCUCAUCACCCUGCCAGAACAAUGGCACCUGCUACGUGGAUGGGGUGCAUUUCACCUGCAGCUGCAGCGCGGGCUUCACGGGGCCCACCUGUGCCGACCUCGUGGACUUCUGUGCACUCAGCCCGUGUGCUCAUGGCACCUGCCGCAGCGUGGGCACCAGCUACAAAUGCCUCUGUGACCCAGGUUACCAUGGCCUGUACUGUGAGGAGGAGUACAACGAGUGCCUCUCCGCCCCGUGCCUCAACGCAGCCACCUGCCGGGACCUGGUUAACGGCUAUGAGUGCGUGUGCCUGGCGGACUACAAAGGAAUACACUGUGAGUUGUACAAGGAUCCCUGUGCCAACGUCAGCUGUCUGAAUGGAGGCGCCUGUGACAGCGAAAGCCUGAAUGGCACCUGCGUCUGCGCACCGGGCUUCACAGGUGAAGAAUGUGACAUUGACAUAAAUGAAUGUGACAGUAACCCUUGCCAUCAUGCUGGAACCUGCUUGGACCAGCCCAAUGGUUAUGCCUGCCACUGUCCCCAUGGCUGGGUGGGAGCAAACUGUGAAAUCCACCUGCAGUGGAAGUCGGGGCACAUGGCGGAGAGCCUCACCAACAUGCCUCGCCACUCCCUCUACAUCAUCAUCGGUGCCCUCUGCGUCGCCUUCGUCCUGAUGCUGAUCAUCCUGAUCGUGGGCAUCUGUCGCAUCAGCCGCAUCGAGUACCAGGGCUCUUCCCGGCCGGCCUAUGAGGAGUUCUACAACUGCCGCAGCAUCGACAGCGAGUUCAGCAAUGCCAUCGCGUCCAUCCGGCAUGCCAGGUUUGGAAAGAAAUCCCGGCCUGCAAUGUACGACGUGACCCCCAUCGCCUAUGAGGAUUACAGCCCUGAUGACAAACCCUUGGUCACACUGAUUAAAACAAAAGAUUUGUAAUCUUUUUCUUUUUUUUUUUGGAUUAUUUUUCAAAAAGAUGGGGAUACUACAUUCAUUUAAAUAUUUUUAAGAAAAUUAAAAAGCUUAAGAAAUUUAAAACAUUAGCUGCUCAAGAGUUUUCUGUAGAAUAUUGAAGAACUAAUUUUCUGCAGCUUUUAGUUUGAAAAAAGAUAUUUUAAAAAAUGGAAUUUGUGAAACCCAUAGACUACGUUUUAAUGUACUUUGAGCUCUCUAAACUGUAUGCUUUGAUUAGUGUGUGCCCUUCCCACAGUAGAUCGUACCACAAAGCCCAGCUGGAUUUCUGUGGUCAUUACAGAAUAAGUCUCCUCAAGGAGAAAUUUCUUUUUGACGUGAGUGCCGGCUUUCUGAAUAGAGUAGGAAAUAUAUGUAAAGUAGCGUAUGAUGUAUAAUACGGUAUACCCGUUACUUAAAAAGAAGUCUGAAAUGUCUGUUUUGUGAAAAAGAAACUAGUUGAAUUUAUUACUCUUAACCUGAAUGAAAUUAGCCUUUGCCUUAUCCUGUGCAUGGGUUAAGUAACUUAUUUCCACACUGUUCCACUGAACUUCGCAGAGACUUUCUUUUCCCAGUCUGUUGUUGUCAUUUUUGUAACAGCUAUCAAACUUGGCCUUGAAGAUGUACACAACAAAAGGGCCUAGGGAGGCGAACUCUGAUUGAUUUUAAUCUAUAUUUUUCUCUUUAAAAGCCAAGGUUCUGUUUUACAUGGUGAGUAUAUUAAAUUUCCAUUUGAACUGUUGUUGCUAAGAGGUAGGAAAUGUAGGGGAUACUGGUUCCUUCAGUAGUGAGUAUUUCUUAUAGUGCAUCUUUAUUUAUAUCCAAGACAUUUUUUGGUGGCUGUAUUUGAUUGAUAUGUGCUUCUUCUGAUUCUUGCGAAUUUCAAAGAAAAUUGAAUAAAUGUUAGCAAGUCAAAGA